This is a messenger RNA of Botrytis deweyae, 1353 nucleotides long. RefSeq lists its product as uncharacterized. Gene Ontology annotation, molecular function: catalytic activity. The record is from RefSeq and is a predicted model, not a curated record. Lineage: Eukaryota; Fungi; Ascomycota; Leotiomycetes; Helotiales; Sclerotiniaceae. The transcript has 5 exons. The coding region runs from base 1 to 1353 and encodes 450 amino acids.
AUGACCACUUCGCUUUGUUCACGGUCGCUCCAUAGAGCUUCCCGUGUGUUAUGGCGUUCCAAUGGCUUCACUCCAGCGAUUAGGCACAUCAGGCGCAGAGGAUUAGCAGAUGCUUCGACAAAUGAUAUGACACUGCCUCUGAAAGGGUACAAAGUAUUGGAUAUGACUCGAGUGCUUGCAGGUCCAUACUGCACACAAAUAUUAGGAGAUCUUGGUGCAGAAGUAAUUAAAGUCGAGCAUCCGACGAAAGGUGAUGAUACUAGACACUGGGGACCUCCCUAUGCAAAAUACUUGGAUGGAUCAGGGAAGGAAGGGCCUGGAGAAAGUGCAUACUUUUUUGCUGUUAACCGGAACAAGAAGUCCCUCGGAUUGUCGUUUAAACAUCCAUCGGCAGUUAAAGUCCUCCAUAAACUCGCUGCAGAAAGUGAUAUUCUUGUUGAGAACUAUCUACCAGGUUCACUGAAGAAAUAUGGAAUGGACUACGAAACACUGCGAGAGAUAAAUCCACGACUGAUAUACGCUUCUAUCACCGGCUAUGGCCAAACUGGUCCAUAUCGAAACCGAGCCGGAUACGAUGUUAUGGUUGAAGCUGAGAUGGGAUUGAUGCACAUCACUGGAAGUAGGGACGGACCUCCAGUGAAAGUGGGGGUUGCCGUAACGGAUUUGACGACUGGCUUGUAUACUAGUAACAGUAUUAUGGCUGCUUUACUGGCAAGAGGAAAAACAGGACGGGGGCAGCACAUUGAUGUUGCUCUAUCAGAUUGUCAAGUUGCCACAUUAUCGAAUCUGGCGAGUUCGUGUUUGAUAAGUGGAGAAAAGGAUGAAGGGAGAUGGGGGACUGCUCAUCCAUCUAUCGUACCAUAUCGUUCGUACAAAACAAAAGAUGGUGAUAUCCUGUUCGGUGGAGGAAAUGAUAGAUUGUUUGGACUCCUAUGCAAUGGGCUUGGACGCCCAGAGUGGAAAGAGGACCCACGAUUUGUCAUUAACACAGCAAGAGUUGCCCAUCGAGCAGAGUUAGACAGCUCUAUAGAGAAAAUCACUCAAGACAAAACUACCAAAGAAUGGCUGGAUAUUUUUGAGGGAUCCGGGCUACCUUAUGCAGCUAUCAAUGAUGUCCAAGGAACAUUGAAUCAUGAGCACGUGUUAGCAAGGGAUAUGGUAAAAGAGAUGGAUCACGAAUAUUGUGGUCCAAUUAAGAUGGUUAACACUCCGGUGAAAUACAGUGAGAGCAAGCCAAGUAUACGAACAGUACCUCCUAUGCUAGGACAACACACAGAUGAGAUUCUUAGAGAUAUCUUAGGGAUGGAUGAAUCUGAUAUUGAAGCAUUGAAGGCCGAAGGAGCUGUAAAAUAG